CAAUGACACAACAACACAUCGCUGUCUUAACCUUCGAGUGCCUCAAAUUCACUCACUUCGCUUUUGUAAAUUGUAACUCUAUAUCUCUAAGCAUCCUCCUCUUCUUUUCUUUCUCCGUCAAACUUCGAGGCUCCGUGCCCUGAGCCCGAAAACGGAAAAAAAAAAAAAAUCCAACUGAUUUGCUCCCAUUUAUUUGCCCUGCAUUUGCCAUCACUUUCUAGGGGGAAGUUUAAGAAGAAAUGUACUCGGAUAUUCGGUCUUUACCGUUGGAUGGAUGUGUGGGAGAUUAUCAUGGGUCACUUGAUGGGACCAACUUGCCUGGUGAUGGUUGCUUGGUCCUGACAACUGAUCCGAAGCCUCGACUCCGAUGGACAGCUGAACUCCAUGAACGUUUCGUCGAUGCUGUUACUCAACUUGGCGGCCCUGACAGUGAGUAUUCGUUUCUGGGUUUUACUGGAAGGGACUGUCUUCUUAAGGCAACCCCUAAGACUAUUAUGAGAACAAUGGGAGAAAAAGGCCUUACCCUCUAUCACUGGAAGUCAACAUCUUCACGGUUUGUUUUACCUGCCCAUCUCUUCAAUGUUCACAAUUUAAGUGAAAUACGGCUGGGGACGCAAGCUUGCAAGGAAUCAACUGAUAACCCUAAGGAUGCUUCUUGUGUCGCAGAAAGUCAGGACACUGGUUCAUCUACAACAUCAUUAUCAUCGAGAAUGGUAGCACAAGACUUGAAUGAUGGUCACCAGGUUACCGAAGCUCUUCGAGUGCAGAUGGAAGUGCAACGAAGACUACAUGAACAGUUGGAGGUACAGCAUCGACUUCAACUUCGGAUUGAAGCACAAGGCAAAUACCUACAGUCAAUACUCGAGAAAGCCUGUAAAGCUUUGAAUGAUCAGGCUGCUGCUUCUGCUGGUCUUGAAGCUGCCAAGGAAGAGCUUUCUGAACUGGCUAUCAAGGUUUCCAAUGAUUGUCAAGGGAUGGUUUCCUUGUCUGAACUUGCUGCUGCUCUAGACAACAAAACUACUUCCACUAUGCCUGCCCGGAUUGGCGACUGCUCUGUUGAAAGCUGCUUGACUUCUGCUGGAAGCCCUGUUUCUCCGAUGGCUGUUGGUUCACAGGCAGCUAUUAUGAAAAAGAGGCCAAGACCCUUGUUUGGUAAUGGAGACCCUUUGCCCUUGGAUGGCAACAUAAGGCAAGAAAUAGAAUGGGUGAUGCCAAGCAGGGCAUUUCCGGCUUAAAAAUGAUACAUUAUCUCUUUUUCUUUUUUUUUUUUCCCUUUUUGGUUUACUCCUUGUCUAGUUAAUCUAAAUGUCAAUUUUCUUUUGUCAAGUGUAUCGUCGGUGGGCUGUACAUUCUAAAAGCAGAUCUUUUUGAAUAUGGGGCUACCUCCAAAACUUGAGACUGCCUUCCUUUGCACAGUGUUAUGAGACAGGAUUUCUAUAGUUCACCUUUAAAUUUGACAUAGAAUGCAUAAUCAAGAGAUUCAAUAUAAGAAUAUAGUUGGGGUUUAUACCUAAUACGUCCCAAGGACAAUCAA
This is a messenger RNA of Durio zibethinus, 1534 nucleotides long. The record is from RefSeq and is a predicted model, not a curated record. Lineage: Eukaryota; Viridiplantae; Streptophyta; Magnoliopsida; Malvales; Malvaceae.